CGGAAACGGCAAACGACGGACACGUCGAAGUUUCUUUACAGGACCAACAUACUGUACGUAAAAUUAUAAAAUCUUCUGUGAGAAUCGCAUUUCCGACGACAUGCCUUCUAAAGAACAGUCUCUGAAGGAAAGACUGGAUGGAAAUGAGUUGGAUUUGAGUAUGAGCGGACUUCUCAAAGUCCCCGUCAAAGAAUUGGCUGCACUCCCAAAAGCGACCAGAUUAGAUUUAUCCUGUAAUCAGCUCACCUAUUUGCCUGAUGCAUUUGGUACAUUAACACACCUUGUGAAAAUAGAUUUAAGUAAGAAUGCUGUAUCUGAUCUACCACCCAGUAUAGGAGGUCUGGUUAAAUUACAGUAUCUGGAUCUUCUUGGAAAUCAGUUGCAAUCCCUUCCAGUUAGCUUUGCCAAUUUAAGGAGUUUAAAAUGGCUUGAUUUAAAGAGCAAUCCAUUGAGUAUAGAGCUACAGAAAGUUGCUGGAGAUUGCUUAGAUGACAGGCAAUGCAAAGAAUGUGCUAAACAGGUGACAAGUUAUAUGAGGGCAGUGCAAUCAGAACUUGAAAGACAAAAACAGAAACGAUUGAAUGAAGAAAAGGCAAGAGAAGCUGCAAAGGCAGCUGAACAAGAUAGACAGCGAGAAAUGAAAAAGAAACAGAAACAAGCAGAGAAGGAAAGAAAAAGAAGAGAAUAUGAAGCCAAACAAGCUGCCAAAAGACAAGAGCAAUUGUUAUUAGCUGAGCAGGAGAGGAUAGUCAAGGAAGAAAUUAAAAAGCAAAAUAGUUCACAACCUGUGAAAUCAAAGCCAGACUCUUCAGUGACGCCAUUGUCUGUGAUGUUCUUGUUUACUAUAGUGGUUGCUAUAGGAUCCAUCAUCUUUGGUGUUUGUUUCUACUGUCAGAACCAUGGUAACAACCCAGCUUGCCAAGAUAUUUUUCAUCGAAUUCAACAAGUUACAGGAACAAUUCGUAGUUUAUUCCAAUAACGUAAUUCAAGAUUGUCUGACCUCAGCUGUCCCCACCAGUCUUACAUUCUGUUCUUUCUAUGACAGCACUAUCACAGGGAUGGGGUGGCAACAAAUCAUGAAAAUAAAAAUCUGCAUGCCCUUAGGAGGGUGGAUGUCGCUCAGUGGAAAAAAAUUACAGCAAAUACAUCAGGGAAAAUAAAAAUUAGCAUGAACAAAUUUAUAUUUUGCAGUUUUUCUGGCAUCAUCCCAGAGUUUCUAAUGAUCCUUCCUUAAUUGUUGUACAUAUAUCGUAUGUUGACAAAUCUUUUUAGCUAAAGUGCCUUGAAUGGGGACCCUUUUUGGAGUCCGAUUGUUUAAAACGGUUUCAGCAUUCAUUAUCAAAAUAAAUCUAUUGCAGAAAAUAAUUUUUAGAAAACAUGCUGAGCGGUAAGCCUCAAAGACUGCUGAUAAUCCCUACUAAUUCCUUCUAUCAAAAUUUCGACACUGAACUUGGAAUUCAGUUUAGGUUUCACUGUAGAAUUAGUAAUGCCUAAAAGACCCUCACAAAAAUGGAAAAGGUUUUUUGUUAUUUUUUUUAAUUUCAAUAUAAAUAAAGAGAUACUAACUACAUUUUACAAAAUAUAAUAGCUUCUCUGAUGUUAAAUAUAUCCUAUUUUUACUGCUUAUAGGCAUACAUUGUUGCCACGACUGAUCCAGACAAUAUUUCUUGUGUAAUCUAAAUAUUUUUAUUCUAUAUACAAUUUACUGGACAAAGUUACU
This is a messenger RNA of Saccoglossus kowalevskii, 1720 nucleotides long. RefSeq names its product leucine-rich repeat-containing protein 59-like. Gene Ontology annotation, molecular function: protein binding. NCBI's taxonomy places the organism in Eukaryota, Metazoa, Hemichordata, Enteropneusta, Harrimaniidae. The record is from RefSeq and is a predicted model, not a curated record. Gene Ontology annotation, cellular component: cytoplasm.